This is a messenger RNA of Linum trigynum, 2416 nucleotides long. Lineage: Eukaryota; Viridiplantae; Streptophyta; Magnoliopsida; Malpighiales; Linaceae. The record is from the annotation of a GenBank genome assembly.
GUGCCUGAACUUGUAGGUAAUCACAGGAGGGCCAGAGUAAACAAUGAUGACCUCCCACGCAAACCCUCGUGGGAAGGCCGAUCGAAACGCGCGUCGUGAGACGAUUCGAAGUUCUCCUCUUCGACCCUGUAGUAUCGGAACUGCUCGGGAAGAGAGUUGCUUUCGGUAUCAAAUAUGAAAAAAUGAGCAAAUUUAGUGACCAGUAAAGAAUCCAAAAACUCCUCGAGUUCGCCAAAUUCAAACACGCACACUUCAUACGAUAACCUACUAGACGAGACAAGAAAAGUAUCGGUUUCGAUGAUGAUUGUUGCGUCACUAUAUUGUUUCGGGUGCCAACACUGUAAAAUUAGACCGUCUCGGUGACCUUGACUGUAAAUUACCCUAAAUAAACACCCGGUCAACGUUUUCCACACGAGGAAUUAAAAAAUGGCGUUUGGUUGCUUAAUUGAAUGUCGCGGCAUUUAUUUUCCCACUAACCAAACACGCCAGCGAGCUUUCUCGAAUCGAUCCACGGGAUACGGCCCGCCUGACAUGAUGAUGAAUUGAUGAUGGCGACGCAGUGGGCGAGGAGUGGUACAAAGUCAGCUCCUCAUCUUCUAGCUUCUUCUUCUUUGCUGCAAGCGGAGGACUCGCUGACUGAACGACCUUAUCUCUCUCUCUCUACACACGAAGCUGAAGGAAGUCAAGCACAAGUUCCCCGAUGGCCGCCGAUCUUGCUGCUGCGGCGACGACCGAGGUUGAUUACGAAGAACCGGAGGAGGCGACCGUGAUGAAGCUCCUGCGGCGGAGAUUGCUGUCUAAGGUUCCGCGCUAUCGGAACGGAAAUGGAUUCCUCGUCAACGGCGGGCAGUCUGUUACUCUAACCUUCCCCGGGACCGACUCUGCUCACAAUCCAAUUUCGGAAGGAAGCAGCAGCGGUGGCGGUGGCGGUGACGGAGGUGUGGCUGAUCCGUUGAACUGUAGUGUUUACUUGGAUGAACUCCAUGGUAAAUGGAAAUGCCAUCACUGCAACUGGACCUACUUCGUUGGAAGUUCGCGUUCUGGUGGGCUUGGAAACCAUCAAAAGUGGCGAUGCCGCCACUGCAAUUCGGACCCCUCCACCCAAAGCUUGUCGGUUAACCAUGGGGCUCCACGUUUCUCAUCUGAAAUCAAAGGUGCCGAAUCCAUCAAUGGAGCUGCUGAAAAGAAUGGGUUUUCAGUUAACGGCUUGAGACAUCAAUCUGAGGGCGUUCUGGAAAAUGGAAGGCUCUCUGCUUCAAGUCUAACAUCUUUGAAUGGCUCGGUGGAAAGAAGAAAGGGAGUUGCAGAAUCAGACGUUGAAAUGCUGUUAGAGAAGCAAGAUACUCAUGAUCUGUAUUGCCCUGACUGUAGUUCCUGUAUCACACAACGGGUUGUCCUGAAUAGAAGAAAACAGUAUACUCCAGACGGGCAUCUCAUACUGGAGGAAAACAAGCACUUCACUACUCCAAAAGGGAAUGCAAUUCUGGAGGAAAACGAGCAGUAUACCCGCCCCAAUGGGCAUGCAAAGCUGGAGGAAAACACGUCCAAAGCACCAUUCCACCCUCCUGUGCUCGAUGCUGAACCCACUCAUCCAGCCGAUGAUCAGGUUCAAUAUAUUGACAUUUCUGCAUACAAUGGUUCCAAUCCUGCGGCAGUCGACGACACUGAUGGUCAGCAGGAUGUUUUCAGAUGCUUAUCCUGCUUCAGAUUUUUCAUUCCCGAAGCACGAGCUAGUAGUCGCCCACAGCUUGGCAGCCAGAGGGCUACGGCUAAACCGAGAGGCGGGGGAGGUGGAGAGGGCUAUGGAUGGGAGAUUUUGAAGUGUGUAGUGUUUGGUGGCUUGAUCGAAUCAAUUACGAGCCUUGGCGUUGUAUCUUCUGCUGCUGGAGCCGGUGCUCCAACUUUGAACGUUUUAGUUAUGGGGCUGGCGAACGUAAUUGGCGGGCUCGUCAUCAUUACUAAUAAUUUGCUGGAUCUGAAACAGGAUCACACCAAAGCUACUACUUCAGAUAAUAACAACGAUGAAGCGGAGGAUCGCUACCAAACGACUCUGGGCAAGAGAGAGAACUUUGGAAUCCAUUUCAUGGCGGCCAUAUUAUCAUUUCUGGUAUGUGGGUUACUCCCUACAUUUGCCUACGGGUUCACAUUUCAGAGCAAGAUAAGCAGCAACGGCAACAAAGACGAGAAGCUGGCGGCAGCAGGAAGCGCUUCUCUUGUUUGCAUCAUUUUGCUGGCAAUUGCAAAGGCUCACACUCAAAAGCAGCAUCUGCAGCAGCAGCCCAAGGCUUACGCUGCAACAGUCCUUUACUUCUUCUGCAUAUGGAUGGCGACAUCGGGUAUAUGCUAUCUAGUUGGAGACCUAAUCAAGAACCUCAUCACGCCCGUGUAGUUUCCGUUUACAUUAUACAUGCGCUUU